Molecule: messenger RNA, 1080 nt
Organism: Daphnia magna
Lineage: Eukaryota; Metazoa; Arthropoda; Branchiopoda; Diplostraca; Daphniidae
Exons: 2
Coding region: 1-1080 (359 amino acids)
Source: RefSeq, a predicted model, not a curated record
AUGCAUGAGCAAUAUAAAAUAAGUAUAGAAACAGAACACGAAAACCAACUUGCAAAAGAAAUCCGCGAUGCAUAUUGUCAACUUUCAACGAUAAAAAAAAUUCAAGCCGUGAUUCUAGCUCAAAGUAACGGCAUUCUUGCUGCUUCAGCACUUGGUUUACCCAUCUGUACGAGACUGCAAGGCUUCGGAAAAGCGAUGACACUUCAACAAUGUGAAACAAAACGGAUUUUUAUCUCCGCAAAAGAAUCUAAAUGUGGAUUUCAACCAUUCUUUACCUAUGAAGAUAAAAACUGCACUAUUGGAGUAGAUGGAUGGUCUAUACAUCCAUAUUCCGAUUGCUUUUGGAAAACUCAUUUGGUAAAUUUAAAUGGAUUCCAUCACACCUGGGAACAUAAUUCAACAGACAAAGAAUGGGUAAAACAAAAAGCAAACAUCCACAUGCCGAACUUAGACCUUAUCACGGAGUUCGAAGAGUUACACUUGAAUGACUUCGACUACAAUUUGAAGAGACAUCCAGCGCACGAAACUAUGGAAAUGGAACAAUUGAAUAUCCUAGACGAUUUAGUAGGCUUAAUGCAGGAAUCAAAUUCAAAAUCAGUUUCUGACAUAGUGAUGUCAGAAAAACAGGAUAAUCAGAUGAGUACCAUGUUUUCAUGGUUCGACACAUUGAAAAUUCUUAUCCUAUCUAUCAUCGGAUUCAUUGUAUUCAUCGUAUACCUACGCAUAUUCAUCAUUUUGAAGAAAAACAACGAAGAAACCCUAGUGAUGGAAUGGGGCAGUGAAGACACAGUGCAUCAUAAUGAAGCAAGCGAUGGUGAAAAGCAACCAGAAACCAACUACAUAGUGAUCGAAAGUGACAUUGAAACAGAAAGUGAAACACAACGAGAUGGACUUUUCGGGGAUUAUGGUUUUUAUCCACCAACGUUCAGAUUCGAUCCAAAUGCUACACAAAAAACGACUCUACCUAAAUGUAGUAACUGUGCAAUGAAAACGCACCCAUCUUUAUCCGCAGCGAGAGCAGAUGCCAUUCGCAAACGAACACAAGCCAUCACACGACUACGUGAUCAAGAAAUUUUCUAA